Phytophthora infestans T30-4 is the source of this 1842-nucleotide messenger RNA. RefSeq lists its product as uncharacterized. Lineage: Eukaryota; Oomycota; Peronosporomycetes; Peronosporales; Peronosporaceae. Bases 1 to 1842 code for a protein of 613 amino acids. The record is from RefSeq and is a predicted model, not a curated record. The transcript has 5 exons.
AUGCUCCUCGAGGAGAGACUGCGCGUCCACUGGCCACGGAAUGGAAGACUGGAUGUACAGCUCUACCAGCCUCGAGUCGGUGAACUUCUGAAUCACCAGCAACGACAAGAGCGACUUUUGCGUGGAGUCUGGCUAAAGAUGGAUGAACAGCAAGUUGCGUUUGCAACGAAAGUGGAGGGAGCUCUUGUACACAUCGAGCAGACCAGGAUGGCGCAGAUUGGCUUUCAGGCUCAGCUGCCACUUCAGCAAAGCCUGGCAGCUCUCCAGGGUCUGGAAGUGAAAGCUAAGAAGCGCUGGGUUUUGUUAUCGUCCUGCCAAGAUUACGUACGUGCUUGUUCGUCUCAACUUUUUCCCGAUUUGAUGAGCUCCGAGAUUAUAAGUGGGUGUGAUUAUCACCCCGGGGAGAUCACUGCCAUCAGAGAAAAACUCGCUACGAUCGAAGCUCAAGCCCGUGAUCAGAUAUCCGAGAGAGAGAAGCAAAUUGAUGAGAUUAGUAGCAAACAGAGCCAGAACAUGGACAUAUGGGAAACGUUCAAAGCAAGGUCUCAGACGUGUAUGCAGAGCUUAGCGAUGAAAGAGGGGCUUGGACAGAAAUUCGGGCUUCCUAAGCGAACAGCUCAAGAACGAUAUCGAUCUGAAAUGACGAGGUGUGAGGCACGUUCUGCUACGAUCAACACGCUCUUGGCUUCACUUGACUCGUUACUUCGUGCGAAGAUAUACCAUCGAGGAAUGUACUUUGGAUUCCUUCGAAAUCCGAGUCAGCUUGAACUCAAGCCGGCAGAGUUUGAUCCCGCAACAGGGAGGCAAGACGAAGUGAUACGUGAUCACGAAGUAGUAGACGAAGAAGAUUGGAUAUUAGCGGUUCCUUUCCUAGAGUUUGCCGAUCAAGUCAGCGCUAAAUGCCAAGAAGAGACGAAGGCGUUGUACGAGCAAGAAGGAAAAAACGAGGAGCUCCCGCCCCCGCCGCUUUGGAGGAAAGUGUCAUAUCGAGAGCAAGUGGAUCUGUACGCUGAUCUGUUGACUCUUGCACCGGGAUUUCCUCUCUACCAGUCGUGGAUGGACCUCAAAACCCACCACACCUUAGAGCUGCGACCGCACUAUUGCAGCCCCAACAACGGUCAUCUUUUGCAAGAACUGGAAAAACGUGAAAAAGUACGCUCGACAUCAACCCAAAGUGCAUUGUACGACAUUCGAAGUCUGUUCUUGGCGGAUCACAUUCAGAUCUCGUUGUCGUUCGAAGCAAGACUGAUUAGACUAAGUCACUGUCUAAUGCUGUUCUUAGACUCGUCAGUAUUGUCAUUGGACGACGUGAAGCCAUUUUCAGGCGAGAAACUGCUCAAGCGAAAAUCACUGAAGCGGCUGCGUAAAGUGGCUCGAGUAAAAGAAUUCGGCUAUUCUCACGAAGUGAAAAGAACUGCUGCUGAGCUGCAGAUAUUGACUCAAAGCGGUGAAGUUCCUCGUUUUCCGUUGCGAUCAUGGGCUGGUAUCCCUUUUUUUGGAUUGCAGUCGCUUUGGGAGGAGGUAAAGGCGGAUAUUCAUGCAAAGGAUUUAGCAAGGCAGUGCUAUGGAUCUGAUGUGCAGACAGACUCCUCCAUCCAAAAUUUGACCUGUGUACCUCUGGCAUCCAAUGACGGUGCGUGUGUUGCUCUUCUCACGCCCGCACAUCGGGCACUCAUUCAAGCACGAGACACUUCCUAUGCCGAUUACAUUACUUUCUGUCGCGAGGAAAUAAGGCGGUGUCUAGACAAUUUGCACGAACGGAUGGACGAUGAAGUCAAGUGGACACUCGGCUGGGAAAAAGGGAUUUUAAGGAUGAGGCAGUCCACGUCCCAGCUAGCAUAG